AUGCAGGUGAACAUGUCUUUGGCAUUGCUUCUCCAGCUGGCACGGGCUGGCGGUGCGUCCGAGCCCACGCGCGACGCCCUGCACAGGACGGGCAAGAUCGAGCUGGUAGUCUUCGACAAGGACGGAACGCUGACCGAGUGCGACCCUGCUUUUGCCGGCUUCGUGGAGCGCUUCGUCGAGAAUCUGAGGAGCGCGGGCUUCUACCGCCUGGCGCAGGGCAGCUCCGAGAGUCACAGCACCUCGGCUUUUGACGCGGAGGUCCUGUGGCCGGCGCUGGGCUACUUGAAAGGGGAGAGGGGGUCCAUGUCGGACGUGUAUCACGUCUGCGCGGAUGUCCAGGCGCGGUGGCAGGAGAACGGGGGCUGGGUGGAGAGCGACGCGCGGGGCGUGGGCGGCGAGGGUGUCGCAGCUGCGUGGGAAUUCAACGGGUUCGGCUUUUGCCCUGUGGGGUUGACAGCGUCCCUGUUUGCGAGGUUCCCGUUUGCGGGAGCCCGAGAUCCCAGCAGCACUGAAGACGGCGGUGGCAGUCCGGCGGCACAGGGCGGAGUUCCCGCCCAGCUCAGGGCCCACCUCUACGCCUUAGCCAAAGGUUGCAUACCACAUUUCGACCCUGCGCCAGAGGACGUAGUCGGUUGUGGCGACAUCGCGUCUUGCUUCGCAAAAUUGGAAGCAGUGGGAGUGAAGUUAGCGGUCUGCACUUCAGACGACCGAAACGUCACUUCGCGCAUGCUAGAGGUAUUGGGCGUUGACCACUUCGUCCAGACCAUGGCUUGCGGCGACGACCCUGGCAUCCGUCAAAAGCCCGCGCCCGAUGGGAUCUUGCAGAUCUGCCAGGACUUGGCUGUUCCCGUCGGGCGGUCUGUGAUGGUUGGGGACAGCUUGACCGACAUACAGGCGCCCGAGCCCCCCCCCGCCGCGGCGGAGCCCCAGGCCGCGGAGCCGGAUCUUGUAAAGCGAUAUCCGAACGUCAUCUUCGUCCAGGGAGAAGUGCAUAAGCUGCGGCCUGGUGCGGAGAUGUGCUCCGCUGCGGUGAUCUCUUCACUGGACGGCUCGGAAUUCAACGUGAGGUUCGAGUACUGCCUCGUCGCCGCCGGGCGCAGCUUCGGCCCCUCCGCGACGGUGACCGAAUCGCUGUGGAAGCCGACGUCGCUGAGCGCGGCUCGCAGGGUGAGCGACUGGCCGGCGUUGGAUGAGCGCACCGUGGCCGGGCGGCGCCGGCACAUCCUCGAAGAGCACCGGCGGUUGUCGGACAUGGGCCGGCUGCAGGACCGGGGCCGCAGCGCCCUCGUGGUCGGCGCCGACUACCAGGGAGUGGAGUGGGCGUGCGACUUGCGGCAUUUUUUUCCAGGCUUGAAGGUCAUAUUGAUAGACGAGUACUCCCGCUGUCUCCACAUGUUGCCUGUGAGUGCGGCAGCUUACGCUCAGAACUACAUGGACACGCAUGGCAUCGAGACGUUUUACGAGAAGGCGUACGACCCCAAGAGGAUGUCCUUCUGGACAGAGAUCGGGCUGCAGCGGCGCGCGGAUUUCGUGUACGUCCUCAACGGCAUCUCGGCGCACAACGGAUUUCUGCCCCCGCAGACCACAUCCGGCAAGGGCCCAGGCGGCGGUGGCUGGGUCGUGACCAACUCGCAGCUGCAGGUCUGCCUCAGGAAUGCCAGAGACCAGCCGGUGCAGCCCUGGGCCAGCGGGCGCGUCUUCGCGGCCGGCGACUGCCACUACGGCGCGGUGGUGGCCAGCGAACGGCCCGGCCAGCGGGACGGCGGGUUCGCCGUGCCGCCCGUCGUCAAGACGCAGCUCGCGGCGGCGUGCUGGGCGUCGCUGGCCUGCAGGACCCCUGAACAUCGUGGCCAGCUCGAGCGGCUGGCCGAUGGAGUCCGGCGGGUGGCCGCUGGAGGCGGGCAUAGUCGCCGUCAGCUUGGGCCCGCACGACGGCGUGGUCGCCUGGAAGGUCCACGGGGCCCGGCAGGACAGCGGCGAGGCCGUGCUCUUCGGGGAGCCGGCCGCGGAGAUGAAGCGCCGCCUCACCUGGCCCACGGAUCCCGAGUGGCUCAUCGAUCCGACCAGGUGGCUCGCGACGUUCCAGGAAGGCAUCCCCGCCGGGCGCCUCCUCUCCGAGCGCGGCAGGGCGGCGCUCGGCAUGCCGGGCAGGGCGUGGUGAGGCGUGGCCACCCCGCGCUUGUCGACUAG
Molecule: messenger RNA, 2190 nt
Organism: Prorocentrum cordatum
Lineage: Eukaryota; Dinophyceae; Prorocentrales; Prorocentraceae
Source: the annotation of a GenBank genome assembly